AUGGGAAUCAGUGCAAUGCUUGACGUGCCCGAUGAGGAGAAUUUUGCAUCAGUUGGUCUUGAUGAGGAUCAUAUUGAAUUUGUUGAAUCAUCAGAGGAAUGGACCAAGUUCAGGGAUGACUUAGCAGUCGAAAUUAUAAUGGCAGGUAAUGGUAAGAAGUCUAAACACGUAUGGUCGAAGGUGGAGGACGCUAAGUUGGUGGAAGCUCUGUUGUAUUUGGUGGAGACCGGUUGGAGGUUCGAUAAUGGGACGUUUCGACCAGGAUACCUACAACACUUGGAGCAAAUUCUGCAUGAGAAAGUGCCCGGGUGCGCACUGAAUCAUAACACCAUUGAGUGCAAGGUGAGGAGUCUGAAGAAACAAUACAACGCAGUAUCAGAGAUGUUGAGUCAGUCGGGACUCGGCUGGAAUGAGGAGUUCAAAUGUGUCCACGUCGAGAGGGAGAUUUUCGAUCUUUGGGUUUGGAGUCAUCCCAAUGCGAAGAGGAUGUGGAACAAGCCAUUCCCACAUUACGAUGACCUCUCCACCAUAUUUGGGAAAGACAGAGCAGUAGGACAAUCAAGUGAGAACCCAUAUGUGAUGGACUGUCAUACCCCUGAGGUUCGCCAAACAGAAUCACCAUUAAAUCAAGAUGAAAUAGAUGAAGAGCCAGCAGAGCAAUCUACAGGUAGAGCGAGUGUACCUGCCGAGUCAUCUCGAAGCAAUAAGAGGAAUAGAUCAUCAUUCCAAGUUGAAAUGAUCGACAUCAUGAGAUCGACUGUUUGA
Molecule: messenger RNA, 765 nt
Organism: Benincasa hispida (wax gourd)
Lineage: Eukaryota; Viridiplantae; Streptophyta; Magnoliopsida; Cucurbitales; Cucurbitaceae
Source: RefSeq, a predicted model, not a curated record